This is a messenger RNA of Macadamia integrifolia, 1146 nucleotides long. Its product is annotated as oxysterol-binding protein-related protein 2B-like. The transcript is spliced from 5 exons. The record is from RefSeq and is a predicted model, not a curated record. Gene Ontology annotation, molecular function: sterol binding. Gene Ontology annotation, cellular component: membrane; intracellular membrane-bounded organelle; cytosol. NCBI's taxonomy places the organism in Eukaryota, Viridiplantae, Streptophyta, Magnoliopsida, Proteales, Proteaceae. Bases 1 to 894 code for a protein of 297 amino acids.
AUGUAUGGAGCAAAAUGUUGGGCAACCAAGAAGAGUAAUGUGAAUAAACUGAGUGUAGCGAAAAUGAAAAUGUUGAGAGAUGAAUGGCUCUUUGACAGCUUGACAUGCUUCCUAAAUCCUAAUUGUCAACAUAUAACUUCUGAGUAUUCCCUCAUUCAGUGUGGAUUAGUUUUCAUCUUGCAUGUGCAGGCUGCAAAUAUCGAAGUUGAAGCCCCUGGAUUACAUGAAAGCCAGUACCAUCUGACAAAGCAUGAAUAUCCAAGCCUCGGACAUGGAAAAUAUCGUGAGUGGAGUACAACUGAAUCAUCGGAUGAUAUUGAAAAGCAAGAGCUUGAGGAACUGUCAGAUGAAGUUGAGACACAUUUUUUUGACACAAAGGAUUCUUUCAGCGAUUCUGCCUUUGGUUAUCGAUCUAUAACGGGAGUGCUGGACGUUGUGGAUAAGUGUUCGACUCACUCUGAUGCUGUGGAUAGAAUGCAUGUGGUGGCCGAAUUUACUAACUGCAGUUAUCCUCAUAUUGAAAGGCGAAAGAAACUUCCUGACCCUGUUGAGCAAGAGAAGGGUGUCAGCCUUUGGUCAAUGAUAAAAGACAAUGUUGGAAAGGACCUUACUCGAGUGUGUCUUCCUGUUUACUUCAAUGAACCGAUAUCAUCCUUACAGAAGUGCUGUGAGGACUUGGAGUACUCUUAUCUUCUAGAUCGAGCAUUUGAUUAUGGAAAAAAGGGAAAUAGUCUACUCAGAGUUUUGAAUGUUGCUGCCUUUGCGGUCUCUGGAUAUGCUUCUUCUGAUGGUCGGCAUUGCAAACCUUUCAAUCCUUUGUUGGGGGAAACUUAUGAAGCUGAGUAUCCUGAUAAAGCAAUCCGCUUCUUUUCAGAGAAGGUCAGUGUCCAAUAACAUAGCAGCACCUAAAAAACAAAAAAGAAUUCUUCUUACAUGGGUCCACCGAGGAAUCUAUGCUGAGUUGUUGAAUGAGAUAUGCACAUGCUUCUUCUGAUUGCAGCAUUAUUGUUAUGUAAAGGCAUGGGGUCAACUAGUCAAUGGUCUUGUUUGGCCAGUGUAUUAUUGUUGUUUAAUGGAACCCUUAUCCCUAUAUUUCUUCCAGUGAGAUGUUAUUUAAUAAAGAGAAUCAGAAACUUGAUCUGAUAA